Messenger RNA from Melanaphis sacchari, 2126 nucleotides. It is a transcript of the gene Cbl, whose product is annotated as E3 ubiquitin-protein ligase CBL-B. Gene Ontology annotation, biological process: negative regulation of epidermal growth factor-activated receptor activity; cell surface receptor signaling pathway. The record is from RefSeq and is a predicted model, not a curated record. The transcript has 6 exons. Gene Ontology annotation, cellular component: membrane raft; plasma membrane. Bases 391 to 1767 code for a protein of 458 amino acids. Lineage: Eukaryota; Metazoa; Arthropoda; Insecta; Hemiptera; Aphididae. Gene Ontology annotation, molecular function: SH3 domain binding; ubiquitin protein ligase activity; phosphotyrosine residue binding.
CCGUAAUCCAGACACAAUAAAUAAUAAUAAUAAUAAUAAUAACAAAUAAUAUUAAUAUUAUUAAUAUUAAUUAUUAAUUUCUCGCGACGAUGUCGAUGUGUAAAUGAAACGGUACGGGCCGUGUCUAAGUCAUCUUCGAAUCUGUUCAUUUUCAUAAUUUCGCGUUGGCGGUUCUCACGUCAACUCGCCACCAUGGUAGUCGGCUGUUCGGGUCACUGUAGUUGAGUGUAGAAAGUGCGACACGAACGUUUUUUAUGCCGAUCCGUUUGGCGGCCGAUCUACUACCGACAUAUGACGAUAUGACAUGUGUGCCGGGCCAGUGACGACGGUUCGGUGAUCGUGUCACUAGCAGUGACCCGCCGCCCGAUCGCUCGGUGUCCAUAGCUAUUGAUGUGUUUGCACGUCAUGAUGUCAUCGAGCACAAAUCGAAUGAUACAGCCCAGGAACCUGGCUUCGAUAUUGAUGAAAUUGCACGGUGCGUUCGCUGAAGCCAUUACAUCGCCAAAAGCUUCUAUCGAUAAGCGCACGCUAGAGAAGACAUGGAAACUGAUGGACAAGGUUGUGAAACUGUGUCAACAUUCCAAGAUGAAUCUGAAGAACUCACCUCCAUUCAUUCUCGAUAUAUUGCCAGACACCUAUCAGCGACUUAGGUUCAUUUACACACAAUAUGAGAAUGACCUUUCUGAGCUAUACAACAAUGAGCAUUUCAACGUAUUUAUUUUGAAUGUGAUACGGAAAUGUAAACAAGCCAUUAAAUUGUUCAAAGAGGGCAAGGAGAAAAUGUAUGAUGAAAAUUCACACUAUAGGAGAAAUUUGACAAAAUUGAGUUUAGUGUUCAGCCAUAUGCUCAGUGAGCUCAAAGCGUUAUUUCCAAACCAUAGAUUUGCCGGUGAUAAGUUUAGGAUAACCAAAAGUGAUGCUGCAGAAUUUUGGAGAUCUAACUUUGGAAUUAGCACUGUAGUUCCUUGGAAACUAUUUCGUAGUGCCCUUAAUGAUGUUCAUCCGAUUGUCAGUGGAUUAGAAGCAAUGGCGCUCAAAUCAACAAUAGAUUUAACAUGUAAUGAUUACAUAUCAAAUUUCGAGUUUGAUGUUUUUACCAGAUUAUUUCAACCUUGGCCAACUUUAUUAAGAAAUUGGAAGAUAUUAGCUGUUACGCAUCCAGGAUAUGUUGCAUUUUUAACAUAUGAUGAAGUUAAAGCUCGUUUAGAAAAAUUUAUCACUCGUCCAGGGAGUUAUGUAUUCCGUCUUAGCUGCACACGACUAGGACAAUGGGCCAUUGGUUAUGUGACAACUGAAGGUGAAAUAUUACAGACUAUUCCUCAAAAUAAAUCUUUAUGUCAAGCAUUAUUGGAUGGCGCACGUGAAGGAUUUUAUCUCUAUCCAGAUGGACAAAAAGGAAAUCCAGAUCUAUCAAACGCCGUGGAACAAAGUCCAGAAAAUCAUAUCAGAGUUACACAUGAGCAAUACGAAAUGUACUGUGAAAUGGGAUCUACUUUUCAAAUAUGUAAAAUAUGCACAGAAAAUGACAAGGACGUUCGCAUUGAGCCAUGCGGUCAUCUUUUAUGCACACCAUGCCUAAAUUCUUGGAUGGAGUCUGAUGGUCAGGGUUGUCCAUAUUGUCGAGCCGAAAUAAAAGGUACAGAACAUGUUGUGGUAGACCCAUUUGACCCAAAGAGAGUCAAGUAUAAAAGUGUUCCCAUCAUGCCCAUUGUAGUACAACAUUCUGAUGACGAAGAAGAAGAUGAAGAUGACGAGGUGGUGAAAUAACAUACGGUGUCGUCGUCAUCGGCGACAUUUUUCCAGCAAGAAAAGUAUGAUAGUAAUAAAUAAUAAUAGUUAAAGAAAAAAAAAAGUCAUCGAGACUAUUUUACUGUGAUAUCACUUUGUAGACUUAUUUUAAUUUGUCUGCAUUGAAUAUUUCAAUUUAAAUGUAACAACAAAAUUCCCAUUGGCGAUAUGUAUGCCAAUAGGUAUUUUUUUUCGUAUGUGAUAACUAAUAUAUCAAAUAAAAUAUUCGAAUAAAAUGUGAUAGAAAAUAAGAAGAGUAAAAUAUUUAUAUAUUAAUUAUAUUUUUUAAUUAAAUCAAUGACAGUAGGAUAUAAUGCGAUUGAGUAUAGUGAUAACGU